This is a messenger RNA of Cladocopium goreaui, 3000 nucleotides long. The record is from the annotation of a GenBank genome assembly. NCBI's taxonomy places the organism in Eukaryota, Dinophyceae, Suessiales, Symbiodiniaceae.
CUGUGUGCCGUGCUUGAGCUUUUCCUUUUCUGAGUGGGCACCAUGAGGACAUGGCUGGCAGCCGCCCUGCUCUGCCACGUUGCUGCGGAGCAAGUGCAGGUCCACAUCGUUUGUCACACACAUGACGACGUGGGGUGGCUGAAGACGGUGGAUGAGUACUACACCGGCCAGAACAAUUCCAUCCAGCAUGCCUAUGUACACAUGAUUUUGGACACCGUGGUCCGCGCACUGGCGGCGGACAAGAGUCGCACCUUCACCUAUGUGGAGCAGGCCUUCUUCGUCCGUUGGUGGCGACAACAGGACGAGAGGACCAAAGCCUUGGUGAAGGACCUGGUGAAGGAUGGAAGGCUCGAGUUCACCAAUGGCGGCUGGUGUAUGCACGACGAAGCCGCGCCUCACUAUGUGGAUAUGAUCGAUCAAACCACCCUGGGACACAAGUUCCUCAUGGACGAGUUCGGGGUGGCGCCAAGGACGGGAUGGCAACUGGACCCCUUUGGGCAUUCCGCCACCCAGGCCUCCCUUCUCUCGGCCGAGGUGGGUUUCCAGGGUCUCUUCUUCGGACGGAUCGAUUAUCAGGACCUGGAACUGCGACAGCAGCAACGCAGCGCCGAGUUCGUGUGGCGCGCCUCGAAGUCGCUGGGUGCGACGUCGCAGGUCUUCACCGGGCUGACAGGCGAAUACCAAGGCAACUACGGGCCACCAGGUGGCUUCGACUGGGACGUGCGAAACAGCGAUGAGACUAUUCAGGACGAUCCGGCCCUGGAGGAUUACAACGUGAAGAGCCGCGUGGAGGAUUUCGUUCAAGCUGCCCUCACGGAGGCCAACAUGACCAGGGGCAAAAACAUCAUGAUGACCAUGGGCUCCGACUUCCAGUACGAGGACGCGGCGUCCUGGUACUUCAACCUGGACCGGCUCAUCCAACACGUCAACGCCGACGGUCGCGUGAAGGUCUUCUACUCCACGCCCUCGCGGUACGUCGACGCCAAGCGCUUGGAAACGAAGGUCAUGUGGCCUCUGAAGGAGGACGACUUCUUCCCCUAUGCCGAUGGUCCGCACAAGUUUUGGACGGGUUACUUCACCUCCCGUCCUGCUCUGAAGCGUUACAUCCGCGACAGCAGCGCCUUCUUUCAGGUGUCCAAGCAAGUGGGCGCCCUGGCACAGCUGACGGGCAAUGCCAAGCUGGGCCCAGGGGUGGAGAAGCUGGCUGAGGCCAUGGGUGUGGCACAGCACCAUGAUGCGGUCUCGGGCACGGCCAAGCAGCACGUGACCUUCGACUAUGCCAAGCGCUUGAGUCGUGGGAGGAACAGUGCGAUGACCGAAGUCGCUGGGGUUCUGCAGAGCAUGAUGGAAGUAAAGGCCCAGCAGGACUUCACGGUCUGCGAGCUGCGCAACAUCUCCAGCUGCGCAGCGACGGAGAGCGUGGGACGAAGCAGCAAGAGGACGUGCUUUGCCUUGUGGAAUGGCUUGGCACGUGAACGUGAGGAGUUGGUAGAGCUGCCCGUUUCCUCUGCACAGGUGGAGGUCGUACAGGCUGGCAACCAAGAGGCGGUUCCUGUACAGCUGGCGCGCUCUCUUCCCUCGGUGACGAACUACGGCCGUCCCGCAGGUGGUGCUUCCCUGACGCUGCUGGCGCAGCUGACGCUUCCAGCCUUGGGCUUCGGAGGUUUCUGCCUGCAGGAGACAGGUAGUGCCUUGCCAAUCCCAGCAAUCGAGAAUGUCACCGGUGGAGUGGAGGUCUUGGAGAACGACUAUCUCUCCCUGCAAUUCCAAGGAGGCAUGCUCUCUAAGAUUGAGGACAAAGUGAACAAGAUCUCCACCCAAGCAGAGCAGAACUGGUUUUGGUACGAGGGCUCGGUGGGGAACAAUGAGAGCUCCCAACAAAGUGGUGCAUACAUCUUCCGGCCGAAUCGCUCGCAGGCCUUGCCGGUCUUCACGGGUCUGCCCUUCAUGCAGAUCACCCGCGGCCCCCUGGCGGAUGAGGUGGUGCAGACUGUGGGUUCAUGGGUGAUGCAGCGCAUGCGUCUGGGGAAGAAGGCCAAGCAUGUGGAGAUCACGUACACCGUAGGUCAGACUCCUUUAGAGAUGCUGGCAGUUUCACCACGCACGGCAGUCGACUAUCAUCGGAGGGUUUUGGUGUUUCAAAACUUUUGCAGUUUACUGGAGUUGAGAACCAACACAAGCUCUCAAGUAGACCAUCCCUUGACUGUUUUUCUCAACCAAAGCUUCGAAGAGGGGCUGGACAUUUCAGAGGCGCAAAAGGCAUUUGCAGCAGUACAAGAAGCUUUUCCAGUUGUAGGUCGUCAAGGUCUGAGCCGCAGCCGGAGGUCUUUGAAGGGUUGGAAGAACCUAGAUCCAGGUCAAAGUCGAACACCACUGGCCUGGCCCUUCAUCAGUCUCCUUGCUUUGACCAUGAUGCAACUGGGAGAGGUCAGAUGUGCUCUCUGCAUUCUCACCAUGUUCACAACUUACAUUCGUCCAUGCGAAGCUCUGAAGCUGUUGAAGAGGGAUGUAGUCAGGUCAACGGACUUGGGGGUCAGUUGGGCUCUCAACGUGAACACGUCCGAGGAGGCUCAACAGUCAAAAGUGGGGCUUCAAGACGAGGCUAUGCUGCUAGACAACAAGAUGCUGGACUACCUAGGCGUUCUGGCGCAGGGUCUUCCUUUUACAACCUUGUUCGAAAUGCAAUACCCUCAGCUCCACAGAACAUGGCAUGCAACGCUGGCCCAUCUGGGCUUGCCCAUGGAGACAGCAGAUCUGUACCAGCUCCGUCACUCAGGGGCAUCUUGGGAUCGACUCAAAAAGGUGCGUUCUCUUCUGGAAAUCAAACUGCGCGGAAGGUGGAGUUCGGAUGCAAGCCUGAAGCGAUACGAGAGUCAUGCCAAGGUUGCCCAACUCUACGAGAAACUGCCGGACAGCAUCAAAAAGAGAGCAGAUUCAUCUCCUCAGUUAUUGAAAGAGAUGAUUAUCGCAUUUACGUCCCGACACACCCCAACAUGCUGA